Molecule: messenger RNA, 1344 nt
Organism: Micropterus dolomieu (smallmouth bass)
Lineage: Eukaryota; Metazoa; Chordata; Actinopteri; Centrarchiformes; Centrarchidae
Product: ADP-ribosyl cyclase/cyclic ADP-ribose hydrolase 1-like
Exons: 10
Coding region: 243-1253 (336 amino acids)
Biological process (GO): positive regulation of B cell proliferation
Cellular component (GO): plasma membrane
Molecular function (GO): NAD+ nucleosidase activity; phosphorus-oxygen lyase activity
Source: RefSeq, a predicted model, not a curated record
CUCCCUAUGCUAGUUAGCUUUAACGGGGUAAAGCACGAAUAAACGGGUGAUGAGCGUUAUGACAACUGCAGCUACGCGGAUAAAAUUUACGGUUUUGACAGGCUGCUACAAGAGCUACAAUAGUAAGAUUUCCAACGGGGAAAAGAUAGCUACUCAACCUACCUCCAGACGUACUGACUUCUCAGUGUUGACAGUUUAGCUAUGAGGGUGGGACUAAAGGCAACUCUCAUUCCCAUUGGUCAAUGAAUGUAAAGUCGGCGCUCUCAUUGGCUAGAACAAUGUCAUUCCUCCGUACAGGAAACUGUAAUCCGGAUGAAAGCAUGUACAAACACGCAUGUUUUCUGAAGUGCAGUGAAGCGUCGCGGGGUCUCACUAUCAUGAGCUCGCCAAAAACAUCCGCGCCCUUUGUAACGAUCAGCCUGACAGUAUGGUUUAUUAUGCUGCUGGUCUGCCCUGGUCAACUGAGAGCGCGGCUUGGGACUACCCCCAACAUUAAACACAUUGUGGUUGGAAGGUGUUACAAUUACAUCACACUGGUUAACCCAAGCUUGAGGUUUGACUGUGAGGACAUCUGGAGACAGUUUGAGGAGGCGGUUGUCGGUCAGUCGUCGUGUAAUGUGACAGUGGAGGAUUAUGAUCAGAUGUUUUUUGCAAUGCCACAAACCCGGCCUUGUGAUAGGUUCCUCUUCUGGAGUAAAACCAGGACACUGAUGCACAGCUACGCAGCUGUUGUACGUCACUUCUGGACCCUGGAGGACACACUGGCUGGGUACAUGUUCAACGACCUCAUCUGGUGUGGACAAGAGGAAGACUCCGGUUUUGAUUUCAGUUCUUGUCCGGAGUGGUCAGCAUGUAGAAAUCAUCCAGUGUAUUCCUUGUGGAGGCAAGCCUCACAAAGCUUUGCAGAAAUGGCAUGUGGCAACAUCACUGUAUUACUGAAUGGGUCUAUUGUCAACGCCUUCAAUAGGAAAAGCAUGUUUGGGAGUGUUGAGCUGGACGGUCUGAACCCAGCCAGGGUGGAUUAUGUCAACAUAAAGGUGGUGACCAAUUUAGGGGGACCCUUCAUAGAAUCAUGUAGUGAAGGAUCCAUUGUAGAUUUGAUCCAGAUCCUCCAUUCAAGAGGUUUCCGCUGGACUUGCACAGACAACGACCAGACCCUGAUGAUCCUUCAGUGCAUCCACAACCCCACAGAGUCCUCCUGCCAAAUAUGUUCAGACAGCCUCUUACGCAGAAGGAGCCUCACACUUAACUGAAUCACCCACAGACCUUCCAUGUAGUCAGACCUGGUAUGUCAGUGAAGUGCAUUAAAUAAAACUGGCUGCUCAAAAGAUUUCCUGAAUUAAA